This is a messenger RNA of Pristis pectinata (smalltooth sawfish), 1217 nucleotides long. Its product is annotated as clathrin light chain A-like. Gene Ontology annotation, biological process: clathrin coat assembly; intracellular protein transport; clathrin-dependent endocytosis. Gene Ontology annotation, cellular component: postsynaptic endocytic zone cytoplasmic component; synaptic vesicle membrane; clathrin coat of trans-Golgi network vesicle. Gene Ontology annotation, molecular function: structural molecule activity; clathrin heavy chain binding. The record is from RefSeq and is a predicted model, not a curated record. The coding region runs from base 139 to 831 and encodes 230 amino acids. The transcript has 7 exons. NCBI's taxonomy places the organism in Eukaryota, Metazoa, Chordata, Chondrichthyes, Rhinopristiformes, Pristidae.
CUACAUACCACACAAAGCAUAAAGAAGAUGAAGGUAUUUUUGCCUUUUUGGAUGAAUUGAAUUAAAUACAAAUAAGUUUAAAACUUCUUUUUGAAGAAUGACCCGUCUCUAUUAAGCUGACUCAGGAACCCGCUGAAGAUGGCUGAGGACUUUGGUUUCUUUUCUUCCGACAACGGUACCACGGGCAGCGCCGAGGAGGACCCGGCCGCCGCCUUCCUUGCGCAGCAGGAAAGCGAGAUCGCCGGCAUCGAGAAUGACGAAGGGUUCAGUAUCCUGGACGGGGGCGAGGUGCCGCCGGCCUUGCAACCGCACUCGGACGAUGUGGGAGAUGGUUUUAAAGAAGAAUUGGCUGCAGUUAAUGGAGAAGUAUACCAGGAAUCAAAUGGUCCAAAUGACAGUUAUGCGGCAAUAGCUCGAGCAGACCGCUUGAGUCAGGAACCAGAAAGCAUUCGAAAGUGGAGAGAAGAACAGAUAACCCGUCUAGAAAAUCUUGAUGCUGCUUCUCGAAAAGCAGAAAUGGAAUGGAAAGAGAAGGCAAGAAAGGAACUGGAAGAGUGGUACAUUCGACAGAAUGAACAAUUGGAGAAAAUAAAGAAAAAUAACAGGAUCGCUGAUGAAGCUUUCUACAAACAGUCCUUCGCUGAUGUGAUAGGCUACGUAGCUGCAGAAGAGGCCUUUGUCCAGGAUUGUGAAGAAGAUACACCUGGAACAGAAUGGGAACGAGUAGCGCGCCUUUGUGAUUUCAAUCCCAAAACCAGCAAGCAGUCUAAGGAUGUAUCGCGUAUGCGUUCUGUACUGAUAUCACUUAAGCAGUCACCAUUAGUCCGUUAGACCAAUGCUACAUGAGUGUGGGCUUUCCUGUUGCUCUAAUCGCGUCCUACAAAAUUGAUGGCCAUUAGAAUAGAUGGAUGGGUGUUAGUCAUUCCAGUUUGGACCAAACCAGUGUAAAUUACAAAAUCUGAGUUUGAUUAUUUUCCAACUGUGUGUGGUUUGUUGCCAAUUCCUUGGGUUAUUGGGCAAGCAGAUAAAAUGGUUGCUCUCAUACACUCCUGAUUCUCAUUAAUGUUUAACUUUCUCAAUUAUUGAUAUCCCCACACUAUCCUUGUGCUGCAUCACAUGAUUAUUUAUGCAUGAAUUAUGAGUGCAAUCUAUUGGCCCUUGUUUAAAAAAAAUCAUGUUGACUACACUUAUGCAUUAAAGGUUAAAUAUUACAACUG